Pundamilia nyererei is the source of this 1418-nucleotide messenger RNA. Its product is annotated as alcohol dehydrogenase 1-like. Gene Ontology annotation, molecular function: alcohol dehydrogenase (NAD+) activity; zinc ion binding; S-(hydroxymethyl)glutathione dehydrogenase [NAD(P)+] activity. NCBI's taxonomy places the organism in Eukaryota, Metazoa, Chordata, Actinopteri, Cichliformes, Cichlidae. The record is from RefSeq and is a predicted model, not a curated record. Gene Ontology annotation, cellular component: cytosol. Gene Ontology annotation, biological process: formaldehyde catabolic process. The coding region runs from base 90 to 1226 and encodes 378 amino acids. The transcript has 11 exons.
GCGAAUAUUGGCCAGCCCUUAAUUACCACCCUGCACCUUAGAGCAUCCGUUGUUUCCCACCUGUUGUAGACCCGCUAUUUCCUUCAGAAAUGACCACUGCUGGUAAUGUCAUCAAGUGCAAGGCAGUAGUAGCCUGGGAGCCCCAGCAGCCUGUGGUGAUUGAGGAGAUAGAGGUAGCACCACCCCAGGCCAAUGAGGUCCGCAUCAAGAUUGUUUCAACAGCGCUGUGCCAUUCAGACCUGUACUGCCUGUUGAAGGUUGUGGAGAAGGAAUUUUUCCCAGUCGUCCUUGGCCAUGAGGCGGCCGGCAUUGUCGAGAGUGUUGGGCCUGGAGUCACAGAAUUUCAGCCAGGAGACAAGGUGAUUCCCCUCUACCUUCCUCAGUGUGGAGAAUGUCGCUUCUGUAAGAGCCCUAAGACCAAUCAGUGUGACGUAAUUUGGACUAGAAUGGGUUCAAAAGAAAUGGCACUGGAAAAGUCCAGGUUAACCUGUAAUGGGCAGAAGCUGCGGCAGUUUAUGGGAAUCAGCACCUUCUCUGAGUACACUGUGGCUCAUCAGAUGGCUGUGGCUAAGAUUGACCCUGAUGCUCCUCUGGAUAAAGUCUGCCUCCUUGGGUGUGGGGUCUGCACUGGGUAUGGGGCAGCUGUUAAUACUGCUAAGGUUGAGCCAGGCUCCACCUGUGCCGUGUUUGGUCUGGGAGCUGUGGGUUUGGCUGCAGUCAUGGGCUGUGAGGCUGCAGGAGCCAAAAGGAUUAUUGUUGUUGACAUCAACCCAGACAAGUUUGAGAAAGCCAGGGAGUUUGGAGCUACUGACUUCGUCAAUCCCAAGGAUCACAAUAAACCCAUUAGUCAAGUGCUAAUGGAGAUGACUGGUGGAGGUGUGGACUACUCCCUGGAAUGUGUUGGUGAUGUGGAAUGCAUGCGCAGUGCUUUGGAGUCCUGUGUGAAAGGCUGGGGUGUCAGUGUGAUCGUGGGAUUGACAGACAUGCAAGACGUAACCACCCGACCUCUUCAGCUCACCUCGGGACGUACAUGGACUGGCUGCCUGUUUGGAGGAUUUAAAAGUAAGGAUGCUGUUCCUAAGAUGGUGAAAGACUACCUGGAAAAGAAACUGAAGCUGGAUGAGUUUAUCAGUCACACUAUGACUAUGGAUGAAAUCAAUGAUGCCAUUGACCUAAUGAAGCAAGGCAAAUGCAUCCGGACAGUUAUGAGUGUUUGUCCAGAAUGAGGUGGUCAUGAGUUUCUCCACAAAAUAAACUCCAGUCCUGAAUUCAACAACCCUAAAAUAACUCAUCACUACACUGGAUUUCAAACGGUACACUGUGCAUAAAGGGAAUCAGACAUCCAUGGAUGGUUGAAAUCUGUGUUGAUAAGAGAAACUAAACACUGUUUAAAGAGCAAAAUAAAUGGUUUAAACAAA